AUGAAGGCGGGCAGCUGCAACCCGGCGCGGAACACGGGCAGCUCGUUCGUGGGGAAGCGGAGACGACGCCAGUUCACGGGACCAGCGGUGAAUGUGAGCGGCAGAGGCUCGCGUGACAAGAAGAGCCACGGUACGGUACAGUCUGUACCCACAGCUGCAGUGGGGUUCGACGUGUGUGUGACUGCCUCGGUGGCCCCUAAGCGUGUCUGCGCGCCGUCCAUGUAA
This is a messenger RNA of Phytophthora infestans T30-4, 225 nucleotides long. RefSeq lists its product as uncharacterized. Bases 1 to 225 code for a protein of 74 amino acids. Lineage: Eukaryota; Oomycota; Peronosporomycetes; Peronosporales; Peronosporaceae. The record is from RefSeq and is a predicted model, not a curated record. The transcript is spliced from 3 exons.